AUGUUGCUCGAGCAGAUUUCUGUCGUCAUUCAGGCUUUCUACCUCACGUUGCUCCUCUCCACGACGGUGGCCAGCUGUAAAAAAGGGCCGAAGAGCAACAAGCCCAAAAGGCCAAGUGACCUCAAUUCCGCCAGACUAGACCUCUCACUGCCUGAGAAAAGUGGAAGCAUGAUCCCCGUUGAUCCGAAUGGGGGGAAGACGACCGUUCUCGCUCCUCAAAAGCCGAAGAUCAAGCGGAUUCAAAAGAAAUUACCAAAAACUGAUACAAUGACCAAUUCGUCGAAAGAAAAAGUAGCUUCGAAAGACAACAAAACAUCGUCGAAGGAUGAGGAGAAGCAAAAGGAGAAAGAAAAAAUCAAAGCGAUUUCAAUGUCCCGAUCGGAUCGAGAUGAGUCACCACCACAUAAAGCCGAGAAAUCCGGCAGCUCUUUGAUGCAACGUCCCGAUUGGUGGUUGGGUUUAUUGUUU
Messenger RNA from Mesorhabditis belari, 468 nucleotides. NCBI's taxonomy places the organism in Eukaryota, Metazoa, Nematoda, Chromadorea, Rhabditida, Rhabditidae. The record is from the annotation of a GenBank genome assembly.